Molecule: messenger RNA, 1875 nt
Organism: Clarias gariepinus (North African catfish)
Lineage: Eukaryota; Metazoa; Chordata; Actinopteri; Siluriformes; Clariidae
Gene: plaat1l
Product: phospholipase A and acyltransferase 1-like
Exons: 4
Coding region: 304-843 (179 amino acids)
Biological process (GO): N-acylphosphatidylethanolamine metabolic process
Cellular component (GO): cytoplasm
Molecular function (GO): glycerophospholipid phospholipase A1 activity; A2-type glycerophospholipase activity
Source: RefSeq, a predicted model, not a curated record
UAAAUGAACAUAAACUUUAAAUGUUUCAGGCUUUCCGUAUUUCAGCAUCCCACCAGAAAUAUUAAGUGUUCUUCAUCUUAAGCACAAUGUACUGUAUUCAAUGAUGCAUUCACCAAAUAACAGCAUCAGGUUACUAAGCCAUAGUUCCUGGGUGAAAUUUCCUGGGUGAACAAAUUCUACUAUUAUUCGAUGUGGGCAUUAAAAAAUGUGUUAUUACAUGUUGGAUUCACACGAGCGAUCACUGAUCAGUAUUUCACAGUAAGUAGUGGGAAACACCCUUUUGACAGAUAAGAGCUCUCCUCCAUGCUUCAUCACCUGAGGGCACCACGAAAGUGUUUCUGUUUAUCAGUAGCAUUAGGCUCCGUAAAGACGUCAACCUCCUCAAUGGGUCUGCGUAAUUCACGGCCAAAGCUCUACCCUGGGGAUAUUGUUGAAUUCCCCCGAAACAAAUAUUUCUCCCAGUUUGGAAUUUACUAUGGAGAAAGAGAUGGUGUCCCCUAUGUUGCACAUUUAACAUGCAGGGAUGCUGAGACAAAAUUUCUUCUCUUUGGUCGGGCCUUGAACGCUGCUGUAAAGCUGGACCCAGUUGAUGUGGUUGGGAAGAAAUACAAAGUGAAUAAUUACCUGGACGAAAAGCACCCACCUCGAGACUUCUACUCGCACAUCAAGCCAGAGAUUGAAGAUGCUAUGACUAAAACCUUCACCUUUGAUAUCUUGUUCCACAAUAGUGAACACCAGGCGACACUAUUACGUUACGGAAUCAAAAAAUCUGAGCAAAUUGACAAAGCCUAUGCGAUGAUAGUGCAGACCUGGCGUGAACCAUUUGAGAAGAAGAAAUUUUGAGUCAAGAUCUCCAAAUCUCCACUUGGUGGCAGACAAGAGACAGUCAAGAAUGUCUAGGUGACGCAUGGCAUGAAGUCCAAGUUUGAUUCCAAAAGUUUAAUUCAUUCAGUGUUAUGGGUUUGUAGAAAUCAACCAUAUUGUGGUGCUGGAGGAGAGUGGAGAGUUUAGCAUUAGGAAAGUCAAUGUCAUUUCAUAAAAUAUCUAAAUAUUAAAAAAAGGGUAGAAAAAAAAAACAGUACUUUAGACUUCCUAUUUCUGUUUUUGCUUGAACCAAUAUUGUUCUCAUAUAUCACCAGGUUACAGAACCAAUAUUUUACUAUAUUGUGUUUCUACAUUCCCGUUUAAUGUUUAAGUGUAAGACUGAGUGUAUGAGACAAUCAUUUCUGGCAUUCAUAUUGGGUACACAUUGUAAAUAUUUUUAUAUGAGCAAAAAUUUAAACUGCAAUGUUAUAGUAAUGCAAUUUAAGAAAUAUUUGCAUUAUUAACAUUUCCAUUUAAUGUUUAAGUGUAAUAUUGAGUGUUUGAGAAUGACCUGUCAUAUAAUGAGUUGUUGAUUUUACACAGAAUACUAUUUUCAGGAAGUAUUUCGGAUAUAUUUCAUCAUAAACAGGACCAAAUUAUUUCCAGUCUUUCUCUUUUUUACAUUGCAGUUAUAUCAUAAAUUAAAUAAUUUGAAACUCAAGUACUGGAAACUUUCCAUAUUUAACAUAAUCUGAAACACCCUUGACAUACUGUAUUUUGUCUUUAAAUGUUAUUUUUUUUUAAUGGCUUUACAUCGUAAUUCUUUAUACAAAUAGUUACAUAAGCUAUGUGCAUAUUAGAAGUCUGUACUCCACAAAUGAUUGUUUUUUAUUUUGGGCAUUCAUGUUGGGUACACAUUGUAAAUAUUUUUAUAUGAGCAAAAAUUGGAACAGCAAUGUUAUAGUAAUGCAAUUUUGGAGAUAUUUGCAUUAUAAACAUUACCAACAUUAACAAGAUUUUCAUUAAGAUAUAUUAAAUUGAUAACAUCCUGGUUAAACUGUUGUUCAUCAC